Molecule: messenger RNA, 2211 nt
Organism: Cercopithifilaria johnstoni
Lineage: Eukaryota; Metazoa; Nematoda; Chromadorea; Rhabditida; Onchocercidae
Source: the annotation of a GenBank genome assembly
AUGGAAAUUAUACGGAAUGGUUGCUGCUCUAUAAAAUCAUUUGUUUCAUCAGUGAUUGAAUGGCGUUCCGCUGCCACAGCACCUUAUUUUAUGUUCAUCAACAGCAUUUUUUGGUGGAGUGUCUUUUAUUUGGAUACAGGAGCACAACUACGUUUAUUGGUUUCGUUUGCUGCGGGUAUUUUUAGCUGGGAUAUUUUAUUAUCUUCAACUUAUGAUCGAAGUAUUUUGUUUUACAUCUUAACGUGGCCCAUGCGAAGUGUGCUAAGGACAUCAGGCGUCGCGAUGGCCUUAUGUAGUGCACAAUUCCUUUAUCGAACCGAAUUUGAAAAAGCAUGUUGGACUGCUUAUAGCGCAGUUGCAUUAUUAAUGAUAAACCCGGUGUGGGUGUACCACCAAGUACCACAAAAGAUCAACGAGUGCUUAUAUACGGCAUGCAUAACAACGAAAUAUGUUGCUCAGAUAACUAUCAUUUCUCCUCUUUAUUCAUUUUACAGAAUCGUUGAAUAUAUCGUCAAGUUAAGGUGGUUAACAGCAAUAUUAGAAAAAGUUAAGAAGGAACUGCUAAGGAUAAAAGCUGCAGCAAGAAAUACCUAUGUUGCAGCAGUUGAUAAGUUAUGCGCUGGAAAAAAUGCGAUUUUAUCUGUUACGAAUUCAAUCUUAUUCAGUAUAGGAAACUUCAUGUCAUGCACAAUUUACGGAUUUAAGAUCGCAAUCAGAAAUGGAGUGAUGUAUGCAGUAACAACUACAAGAAACGGAAUAGUCUGUGCAAUAACGAGUACAAAGAACGGAAUAAUUUCCAUAAUAAUGUUUCUCAAAAAUGGAAUACUUUUCGGAUCUUUGACACUUAAAAAUGGAUUAAUUGGCGGGAUUCUGCAGCUCAAGAAUUGUUUAAUUAUGUGCCUUAACAAAUCAAGAAAUGCAUUUUAUCACGCUGUCACUAUUACGAAGAAUUAUAUUCGCUAUACACUUGUCACCAUAAAAAAUUCAAUUUUAAACUUUUUCUCUGCCGCUGUUAAAUGGAUGAAAACGGAAAUUGUGGAACCAGUUCGGAAUGCUUUUCAUGCAGUUGUCCAGUUUCUGCGGUAUUGGCUCUGCGCCCAUUGGUGGCCAAAUCUCAAAUCUUGGUUUGUUCUGCAUAUCGUGAGCCGGCUACAAUUGCUCUUCAACUAUUUCUGCUUCGGUAUUGUUUAUGUUUUCUUUGGCUAUUGGAUGAAUCCAUUUAUCACUUUUCUUUCGAGACAUUUUCGACGUUUUUGUGCUUAUUUUCAACAGUAUGUCUUGAAUCCAUUUGAAAUAUGGAUUGGACACCAAAUUGAUAAAGCUUUGUUAUAUAUAAAACGAAUGUUGCAUAGUUUGGCUAUGAGAGUGCGCGAUAAUAUACUGUGGCCCUUCUUUGUAUUAUUUAUUUCGUUAGUGAACAAGGCCUGUGCGCAUCUUUAUCGGAUUUUAUUGCAACCAAUAAUUGAUAUCCUAUAUAAAAAAUAUAAAAUUUGCGAAGAUUACUUAUUAAUUUAUUGUUUGGGUCCGAUUUGCCAGAUUUUCGUCAAUCAUAUUCCAGAUAGGUCGCCAUUUUGUGAUGACACAGACACUGAAUUGGCGGAUUUGCUGCCACCUGGUUUCAGUAAUGAAGAAUCCGACAUUGAACAAGCCUCCGACAAACCUUCGUUACCAAGUCGACCGCUUAGUCCUCUGACAGAAGACGAGCGUGACUUCGUUCGUGGCUUGAAAUUCCCGAACUUAGAUUCUUCAGACUCAAGCGAAGCUGAAUUCGCACUAAGACCGAAGUCAAAACUAUUGAGAAAAAAACCAAAGGUUCAUCCGAAAGAUCCGGCACCAUCAGCUUGCAGUGAUGGCUUAAUUUCAAAAGCAUAUGAAGUAAAGAACAAACAUAAGCGUUCGUCGUCAACCAGUAGCCAUUCCGAAAGCGCAAUCUCAUCGUCUGCUCAAAAUGCAUCGGAUGAUGCAGAUCCUCAAAAUUUAGAUGUAUUUGAUUUUGAAUCGGAGAGUCGACCGCGAGCAGAAUUUCUAGGAAAUACUGUGGAAAUUCAGAAAUUGGGAGAUUACAGAGACGGAAGGUCAAAAGGCAAAAAACAAAACACGAAUCAGAAAGAAGUGGAAGAAAUUGAAGUCUGUGGCACAGAACAGCUUAGUGUAAGUCCUGCAACUUUCACCGGUAGUUUGGAUGAUAGCUUCGAAAUGCUCGAUAAGUGA